Aspergillus niger is the source of this 1104-nucleotide messenger RNA. RefSeq lists its product as uncharacterized. The transcript is spliced from 2 exons. The annotation marks the transcript as partial. Gene Ontology annotation, molecular function: protein binding. The record is from RefSeq and is a predicted model, not a curated record. NCBI's taxonomy places the organism in Eukaryota, Fungi, Ascomycota, Eurotiomycetes, Eurotiales, Aspergillaceae.
AUGCUUCGUUGCGGCAAUGCCACCGCUCUCCGGUCCGGAAGCGUGGCAAUGAGACCACUUCUCCGCACACAGUGGCUCCGGACUACCCCGAGUCGAUCUUUCUUUCACAUUGCGGAAUCUGGACCUCGUAUAGGAACAUCAUGGAGACACUCGGCGCGGAUUGGGACUCUGCACGCAAGGCAAAUGCACGAGGCUGUGGCCGCGGAGGGCCCACCCGAUAUUACCUUCAAGGAGGAGAGUGCGCCUCGUGAGAAGGAGGAGGAAGAAAGGGAGAGUGAGCCUGCAGACUCUGAUGGAAAACAAAAGUCUCCUCAGUCUGGUUCCGCCACAGAAGAAGUGCUUGAUAAACGGACGCUACUGCGUCGGCUUGUUCGGAGGGAAUGGGUGCCGCAGACGUACUUCGUUCCUCUCUCUGUGGUGAAUGCGGAGUUGAAAUGGCUGCGUGACCCAUUGGCGCUGGCCGAGCGCGUCCGGCGUUGUCUGGCAGAUGGGCACCUGGCGCUUGGUGUGUCGCUUGUUUAUAAGGCCCAGAGCAAAGGGUUCAGGUGCACUGCGGCUUUUAAUCGGCUGUUGGAGUAUCUAUUGCGGGAGAAGGAGCCGGAGCUUGCGUUCAGAGCUUGGAAUGAUAUGAAAAAGCGAGGUAUCGAACUUAACUCGAGAUCUUACACUGUUUUCCUGAACGGUCUCUGCCAGGACUUCGACAUUAAGGGCUUCAAGCCGGUGAAAUUGGCCUCGAAAAUCUACAUGUCGCUCUACGCUGAGACUUCCGUCGUCGAACCCCAUAUCAUCCACGCCAAUGCAAUGCUUAAGGUCUGCUGGUGGCACCGAGAUAUGGAAGUUCUAUGGGAGGUUGCUGGUGCACUGCCGGAGUCCGGCAAGCUAGCCCCGGACCUAUUGACCUACACCACGCUGUUAGGGGCUAUCGCAGGUAGUACGAGGGCCGAAACGUCGGAGUUGUAUAAGGGAAAUAUCAAGACGGCGGAAAGAAAACAAGUUGAAGUUGAGCCGCUUCUGCAAAGGAGAGCUCAGGGAAUACAGGAAGCCAAACGGGUCUGGGCCGACAUUGUUUAUCAAUGGAAGAAGGGCCGGGUGCCCAUGGACAAU